Messenger RNA from Megalobrama amblycephala (Wuchang bream), 2387 nucleotides. It is a transcript of the gene onecut3b, whose product is annotated as one cut homeobox 3b. NCBI's taxonomy places the organism in Eukaryota, Metazoa, Chordata, Actinopteri, Cypriniformes, Xenocyprididae. Gene Ontology annotation, biological process: regulation of transcription by RNA polymerase II. Gene Ontology annotation, cellular component: nucleus. The record is from RefSeq and is a predicted model, not a curated record. The transcript has 2 exons. Bases 14 to 1339 code for a protein of 441 amino acids. Gene Ontology annotation, molecular function: DNA-binding transcription factor activity, RNA polymerase II-specific; RNA polymerase II cis-regulatory region sequence-specific DNA binding.
UCCCGUUUCAACGAUGGAACUCACGAUGGAAAACAUUGGAAACAUGCACGGCGUCGCGUCGCACUCCCAAGCGGGGGACUUGAUGAAUUCCUCGCACGGCAGACCGUCGUCGGCUUCCCACCGGAACUUGGUGUCCCACGGGCGCUCGGCGAUGGUGUCCAGCAUGGCUUCGAUUCUGGAGGGCGCCGGUGAGUACCGGAGCGACCCCGCGCUGUCUGGCCACCUGCAUCCGGCCAUGACCAUGUGCGAGUCGGGCAUGAGUUUGUCCAACACCUACACCACCCUCACGCCGCUUCAGCACCUGCCACCCAUCUCCACGGUCUCCGACAAGUUCCACCACGCCCACCCGCACCCGCAUCACCACGCCGCGCACCAGCGCCUCGCCACCGGCAACGUCAGCGGGAGUUUCACCCUCAUGCGGGACGACCGCGGCCUGGCUUCCAUGGGCAACUUAUACGGCCAUUAUCCCAAAGACAUGUCCGGCAUGGGCCAGCCGCUGUCCCCGCUCUCCAACGGCCUCGGUUCUCUGCACAACUCCCAACAAGCGCUGUCCGCGUACGGGCCCGGCGCGCAUCUCCCCAACGACAAGAUGCUCUCUCCGGGCGGCUUCGAGUCCCACGCGGCGAUGCUUUCGCGAAGCGAGGAGCACCUCGCGCGGAGUUUAGGCGGCCACGGGCACGGCAUGAUCUCCAAUCUCAACGGCAUGCACCCUCACAGCCACCUGCACUCGCAGGCGAACGGAUCCAUGCUGGCCGACAGAGAGAGGCACGGCGCCGGGGCCGGGCAGAGCAGCGGCUCGGGGCAGGUGGAGGAGAUCAACACCAAGGAGGUGGCGCAGAGGAUCACGGCCGAGCUGAAGCGGUACAGCAUACCUCAAGCCAUUUUCGCCCAGAGGAUCUUGUGUCGCUCCCAGGGAACACUGUCGGACCUGCUGCGCAACCCGAAGCCCUGGAGUAAACUCAAGUCCGGCCGCGAGACUUUCAGACGCAUGUGGAAAUGGUUACAGGAGCCAGAGUUUCAGAGGAUGUCUGCGCUAAGGCUGGCUGCCUGCAAGAGAAAGGAACAGGAACAGCACAAAGACAGAAACAUGGUCCCCAAGAAGCAGCGUCUGGUCUUCACCGACCUGCAGCGCCGAACACUCAUCGCCAUCUUCAAGGAGAACAAGCGACCCAGCAAAGAGAUGCAGAUCACCAUCUCUCAGCAGCUGGGUCUGGAGCUCUCCACCGUCAGCAACUUCUUCAUGAACGCCCGGCGUCGCUGCGUGGACCGCUGGCAGGACGAGCACGCGGCCAGUCCCGGUCAGCCCGGCACCUCGGCCACCACUUUCUCCAAAGCGUGAGCGCGCCGGACGUGGACGGCGCUGGAGGAUGUCCGGCUGACAGACCAGUGCCAGAUGUACCGCAGCAACAGCUGAUGAUGAUCUACGGUGCCCAUCAAACCUCACAAACCCCUUCCGGGCACGGCGGAUGUGGAUGAGUUUCGUCGAGCUCGUAUUUCAUCUGAAAACGCUUUUAUUUAUUAGCGCGUUUGAUUUAUUUUUUCUCUCAUGGAUAUUUUGGACAUCCCCCCCACCUGUGCUUGAUAUUUGAGCUAAAACAUCUCUCAUCUCAGUCUCUGGAUUAGCGAAGCUAUACGGAAUUUUCUCUCUCUCAUAGAGCAGUGGAAAGAAGGAACGGAAGGCAAUACGUAUUUUAGCACACAACCCUUGGUUUUUGUUCCCUUAUUUGACACAAAUUUCAUACAAAUACUUAUCUAGUUUCAAUCGCUUUUGGUUAUAGAUAUUUUCAGGUGUCUCGCCCUCUCAGUCUGUAUUUUCACUGCCAGUGUGGCGCCUUGUUCUUGCUUCAGCACAAUGAUAAAGGGAUGCAAAGAAUCAAUCAGCCCUCUGUAUUUUCCCCUAAAGAAUCAUUUUACCGUAGGGGUCUUACAGAGCGCUUCUUCUGCACAGAGCAACGGCGCCACCUCCUGGAGAACCCUAUAAACGCACCUUUCGUUUGAGGCUUUAGAUGUCAUGCUGCCUUCAAGUCAGUAUAUAUUUGUUUUUAUUUUAGUUAUUUUGGUACUUCAAGUUAAAGCUGCAGCCUGUAACUUUUGGCGCUCUAGCGGAUAAUAAACAUGCAUCUUGUGGAAGAACAUUGUAGUCGGAGCUACUUGCCCGAUCUAAUGAAAGUGCAUAUUCUGUUUCUAUUUGGAGUGCUAUUUACACGCAAAAAUUACCACUGGCAUGCAUAUGAUACGCACUUUUCGCGUGCAUAUGAUGCGCAAUUUUCGGCGUACAUAAAAUACACCCCUACCCCACACCACUAAUUCUACCAAUUGCAUAUCGUAUGCAUGCAAAUAGUAAUUUAAGCGUAUAAAUAGCACGCCAAAUACUAACAUUAACUCGU